Messenger RNA from Ailuropoda melanoleuca (giant panda), 4160 nucleotides. RefSeq names its product gamma-aminobutyric acid type A receptor subunit beta3 (gene GABRB3). Gene Ontology annotation, molecular function: extracellular ligand-gated monoatomic ion channel activity; GABA-A receptor activity. The coding region runs from base 36 to 1523 and encodes 495 amino acids. Gene Ontology annotation, cellular component: membrane. NCBI's taxonomy places the organism in Eukaryota, Metazoa, Chordata, Mammalia, Carnivora, Ursidae. Gene Ontology annotation, biological process: monoatomic ion transmembrane transport. The transcript is spliced from 8 exons. The record is from RefSeq and is a predicted model, not a curated record.
GCGCCCCCUCCCCCGUGCCGGGGCGCGGCGGAGGGAUGUGGGGCUUUGCGGGAGGAAGGCUUUUCGGCAUUUUCUCGGCCCCAGUGCUGGUGGCGGUGGUGUGCUGCGCCCAGAGCGUGAACGAUCCCGGGAACAUGUCCUUUGUGAAGGAGACGGUGGACAAGCUGUUGAAAGGCUACGACAUUCGCCUGAGACCCGACUUCGGGGGUCCCCCGGUCUGCGUGGGGAUGAACAUCGACAUCGCCAGCAUAGACAUGGUUUCCGAAGUCAACAUGGAUUACACCUUAACCAUGUAUUUUCAACAAUAUUGGAGAGAUAAAAGGCUUGCCUAUUCUGGGAUCCCUCUCAACCUCACGCUUGACAAUCGAGUGGCUGACCAGCUAUGGGUGCCUGACACAUAUUUCUUAAAUGACAAAAAGUCAUUUGUGCAUGGAGUGACAGUGAAAAACCGCAUGAUCCGCCUUCACCCUGAUGGGACGGUGCUGUACGGGCUCAGGCCAGGCCGUAAAACUCAUGGGCGUCAACAUUGGCCUGCUAAGAACUCAUCCUGCAGUAGAAGGAUUCACAGAGCCUACCUGGCUAUUAAUGCAGGGGGUGUCACCAAGCAUCUUGACCAGGAAGCCCAUGGAGUUCUCAGUGAGUCAGCUGACAGAAGCAAAUUGCAUGGGAAACCUCUUGGUUCAUGGGCUUUUCAAAGACAUGCUGUUGAACCAUGGAGGUCAAAGCAAGCUCUUUUGUCUGCCAUGUCUUUUCUCCAGUGUAAUCUUUGUCUGUUUACCAUAGGUGCUUAUCCUCGGCUCUCACUGAGCUUUCGAUUGAAGAGAAACAUUGGAUACUUCAUUCUCCAGACUUACAUGCCCUCUAUACUAAUUACGAUUCUCUCAUGGGUGUCCUUCUGGAUCAAUUAUGAUGCAUCUGCGGCUAGAGUUGCCCUUGGGAUCACGACCGUGCUGACGAUGACAACCAUCAACACACACCUUCGGGAGACGUUGCCCAAAAUCCCCUACGUCAAAGCCAUUGACAUGUACCUCAUGGGCUGCUUUGUCUUCGUGUUUCUGGCCCUUCUGGAGUAUGCCUUCGUCAACUACAUUUUCUUUGGAAGAGGCCCUCAAAGGCAGAAGAAGCUUGCAGAAAAGACAGCCAAGGCAAAGAAUGACCGUUCCAAGAGUGAAAGCAACCGGGUGGAUGCUCAUGGAAAUAUUCUAUUAACAUCCCUGGAGGUUCACAAUGAAAUGAAUGAGGUCACGGGCAGCGUUGGUGAUACUAGGAAUUCAGCAAGACCCUUUGACAACUCAGGAAUCCAGUACAGGAAACAGAGCAUGCCUAGGGAAGGGCAUGGGCGACACAUGGGGGACAGAAGCAUCCCGCACAAGAAGACCCAUCUACGGAGGAGGUCUUCACAGCUCAAAAUUAAGAUCCCUGAUCUAACCGAUGUGAAUGCCAUAGACAGAUGGUCCAGGAUCGUGUUUCCAUUCACUUUUUCUCUUUUCAACUUAGUUUACUGGCUGUACUAUGUUAACUGAGUGACUGUACUUGAUUUUUCAAAGACUUCACUUAACACUGAGUGAAAUAUUACUCUGCCUGUCAAGUUUUUAUACCUGUACACACACACAGACACACACAUGCAGACACACAUAUAUACAUACGCAAUUGUAUAUAUAUGUGAACUUUCUCAGCAUAUAUAUAAAAUACACGUGUAUAUGAGGAUGUAUGUGUAUAUGUUUAUACACACAGGUAUAAGUACCCAUGUGUAUGCCAAACAAAUACACAUACAUAUAUACAUUUUGCAGCUAUGGACAAUUUAACACAGGAUGCAUAUUAAAGAAAGUCAUAGUUUUUUCUUUUUUAAUUGAAAGGGACAAGCAUCGUCUAAAUAUUAUGCCUUGAGAAUGAGGGCGUGAAACACAAUAUCAUCCCAAAAUGUGUCUUUUAUUAUCAUAAGUUAGAUGUUUUAGUUUAAAAAUCAAAAGAAACUCUUAAUCUUCAAAAACUCAUACAGUGAUAUUGCUAGUUUAAAAUGAGUCACACACUUCAUAUCCUUUCUGUUUACUAAGCAAAGGCUUUUCAGCUUUUUUGGUGAUGGGGUUUACUUUCAUCGGGCAUACUUUUUGUGUACUGGCAUAAUGGAUAAAGUGAGCCACUGGUGUGUGCUCACCUGUUGUCUUAAACAUAGAUAGAUCCCACGUUGAUGUCUGAACGCCCAUCUUUUGAAAACCCAUCAGGAAUGGAUGGCAUCUCAUUUUAAGUACUCUGAUGUACAGUGUAUUCUUUUGUUCACUUGGAGUGGAUCCAGCUUACUUGUCAUGCAGGAACACAGUGGCAUGUUUUGGCAAUGUUUAGUUGACAUUUCAAUCACUGAAAAUGUGCUCUACAUCUCCUAUGGAUUUCUAGGCCUGAUAUCUAACAGAAAGCAUAGACGUCUCAGGUUAUUUGUUACUCUAAGGUAAAACCAUCUAGGAUGAUUUUCCCCCUUGUCUUUAUGUUAUCAAUCACUCUUACAACGUUGUAUGUUAAUAUAAAAUAUAUUUGCAUAAUAUGCAUAUAUAUGUAUAUUUACCAAGAUUUUCUUUCUUAAUGCUUGCUAUCAUGGCAGCAUGCGAUGUCAUAUUUUCCUUUACGUGAUGUAAGUACUUUCUGUUAUCUAGAAUUAAGAUUGAAGCUUAAAAAACUUCUACUGUUCAAUUUCAGAAACCAAGAAACAUCUUCAUACCUUUAUUUCUGUAUCUGACAUAGUUCAUAAGCACAUCCAACUACUCCUAGUUUAACUAGGAUGCUGCAGGAACAUGACCAGUACACACCACGCAUCACCCAGUGACCCAUGACCGUUCUCUUGAGGCAAAGGAGAGCAACCUGACAACAAACACAGUCACUUUUGGUUCCUUCUGAUCCACAGCCUCAUCAGUAUUUGGACUUUUUAAAGCUCGUAGAAACAAGACAAGGUGCACCGGUUUCAUAGACGCAACCUUAACUUACUAUUUAGAUGAGAUCUUUCUAAAGAAAAAAAAAGAGAUGAUAUAUUUUUUGUAAACAAUAUUUCUAUCACAGGCCUCCAUAAACUGAAAUGACUACAGUUGUGCAAACAGAUGUCACAGUGAAGUUAAGCAUUUGGAGAAAAAAAAAAAGCAAAAUAUUCAGGAAAGAACUGCUAAAUUAAUACUUUAUCCCAACAUGCCACAUAUGCCUCACCCUCUCUGUUCUAUCCAAAAGCAAUAACCAAAAUCUCGUCCAGUACUCUAUUAGCUGGCACCUGUUUCUCCACUUAGAUAGAGGCACCACAUUCCCUGAGGAUGUAUGUGGUGUGGGCUAUCACCAUAAGCUGACCACUACUUGAUUUUUCUUUGGCGGCCAUAGCAAUCUUUAAUUUGUGGGAGUCUGUCACAGUUCUAGACCCACUGUCAGGUAAAACAUAACCCACAAAAUCUCAUGCUAGAAGCAAUGACCAGUUUUACACCCUUUCCCCUUCGUCAUUCUGACCUUUCUUCAACACCUUCUACCCGCUGCUCUCUAGCUUUAUCUCUAGUUGUUUUUUUUUUUUUAAUCUGGAGACUAGCCAGUGAUCUCUUGGUCUUGGGCUUUUCUCUGACAAUUUUUUUUCAUGGGUAACAAUGAGGGAUCCUAAAAGUUAAACAGAUUGGGAAAAACCUUGUAAGUGGCCUUAUCAUUGUUAACAUGUUAAAGAAAAAUAGACAUUUGUGAAGACCUUAUCCCUUUCAAUACUUCAGGUAUCUUUUUCUGUAUCCAGUGAUUCAAGGAGUGAGCUCCACAUGCAGAAGAGGGACCCCAAAAUGCAAAUGAACAUGGACAAAAGCAGUCAAUGAUCGAUUUAAGUGUACAAUUUAUACUAUUCAGAACUGUGACAUUAAUUUUUUCUGGGAGAAAAAGGAUUUAAAACAUUUUUUGAUGCAUAGUUGAGGUACCCAACUAUCAAAGGCAGAGACCCCAUGGGGCUCAGAAGAGCUACAGUCUACUUACCAAGGUUUUCUGGAUAUAAAUUUGCAUGGUAUAGUCAUAAUAGCUUUUGAGCUUUUUAUAUGCAUUUGGCACCAAGACUGGGAUCCACAACUUUGUAGACACUGCGAUGAAGUUAACAUAAUAGCUAUACUAUAAAUAGUGUUUGUAACUACACACAUACAUACAUACACACACACACAAAUACACAC